This is a messenger RNA of Trypanosoma conorhini, 390 nucleotides long. RefSeq lists its product as uncharacterized. NCBI's taxonomy places the organism in Eukaryota, Euglenozoa, Kinetoplastea, Trypanosomatida, Trypanosomatidae. The transcript has a single exon. The record is from RefSeq and is a predicted model, not a curated record. The coding region runs from base 1 to 390 and encodes 129 amino acids.
AUGGAGUGUCGCCUCUGCUGUUGUGCGGGUGAAGUUGGGGAGGUGGGCAGGUUUAAGGCCUGCGGCCGCUGUGCCGUAAAGGUGGUUCCCUUCUGUGAGGAGGUGGUGCGUCAGGUUGGUGGUGUCUUGGCGGGCCGGAGUUGGAGCGUAGAGGUUGUCACGGACGAGAAGGACUGGAUUGCGGCUUUGGCUUCGGCUGUGAGGAAAGACGAGUUAUCUGACGAGGGUAGACGCGCCAUAAUGUUCGCCCUGCGCUGCCGAAAGGGCGAUAUCACCACUUUUACAUUCAUGGAUCGAAUGUCUGUACUUGCCGCUGCUAGUGCAGCCAUCUCUCGUCUCCUGACGUCGCCUAAAAGGGCCAAGUCUUUGCCUGUGAAAAGGAGCCAAUAA